Rhinichthys klamathensis goyatoka is the source of this 3332-nucleotide messenger RNA. RefSeq lists its product as uncharacterized. Lineage: Eukaryota; Metazoa; Chordata; Actinopteri; Cypriniformes; Leuciscidae. Bases 90 to 2267 code for a protein of 725 amino acids. Gene Ontology annotation, molecular function: RNA polymerase II cis-regulatory region sequence-specific DNA binding; DNA-binding transcription activator activity, RNA polymerase II-specific. Gene Ontology annotation, biological process: regulation of transcription by RNA polymerase II. The record is from RefSeq and is a predicted model, not a curated record. Gene Ontology annotation, cellular component: nucleus. The transcript is spliced from 9 exons.
CGCAUGCGCAGUGUGUAACGGAACGAGUCAACGGAAGAAGUUGGAAACAAGACUGUUUGUCAGUCCAUAUAUUUUUAAAGAAAGAAGCAAUGGAGUCUGUCCCUCCUCUCUCCUCACUUCGCCUGCUGGUUUCUCCCCUUCGUCUUACAUCUGCCUUCAUGUGGCAAGUUGUCCAGAAUCAGAAUGUGGAGCAGUUUGGAAAACUGGAAGAAUUUGUUUCCGUGAUGACAAACCUCGUGCCAGAACUCUUAAGUAGGAGGCAGAGAGCCACUUUGAUAGUAGGGCUGCGAGCCAAGAUGAUUCUUGAGAUGUGUCGAGGCGAACUCCCCGCGGACCUUCACACUGUCAAAUCACACAUUCACCAAAUUAAGACUACUGAUUUAUUAAAGGUGAGUGACACAGACAUGGAGAGCUUACAAGACAGCGUACUUCAACUCGUACUGAGCUUGCUAGAGGACUCCAUGAAAAGAGAAUAUUUCUUUCAGGAAGUAUUUCCAGUCGAAUAUGGUCCUGACUUUGAUAAAGCACUGCAAGUCCUUGUUGGCUUUUUCCUCUCCAGAUUGGAGCAACUUCUGCCUGUACCAAACUUCAAACAGCUUUCACUGUUGCUCAGCUGUCUCCCUGGGGAACUAGAUGCAUGUGUGGACUCUGUUUGUAAAUCAGACAAUUUGCUAUCCUUGCUACAAACAGAUGUUUGUGGGACUUUGGAAAAAAAUGUUCUUCCAUCAAUAGUUGAGGAUCGAAUGGUUUCAUCAUUGUCACUGCCGCCUGUUGGCGACUCAGUCAUUAUAAACCAGCACAAUGAGGAUGGAAAGUUAAUGCCACUUGAUUCUAAAAACCUGCCAAACCAACAACAUGGUGUGAACAAGGAGACUGUGACAAGUGAUCCAAAUGUCCAGGAUGUGGGAUCCAACUCCAGCUGUGAAUCAUCAGAGUUCUCCAGAGACAGUGAUGGAGAAAAGUUAACAAACUCAAAUGCUGAUGAAUUGCAACGGAGUAACUCAGAAGAGCCAAGCGUACCGUCAUCCACCAAUGAUGCUCAUAGAGGCGAUUUAAUUUUUCAGACCGCUGUGCCACAGCGGCCUGCUGUCGACAACUUCCCAAACACACCUUCUAAAGGCUUCCACUAUGCAGGCAGGACCGUACACAAAUGUCAGCAGUGCACGAAAUACUUCAUCUAUCGCUCUGAUCUUGUCAAGCACCAGGAAAUUCACACCCAGGCGGGGACACAUGAGUGUCUUCAGUGUGGGCAAGUUUUUGACGAUUUGACGCAGCUGGCGGCGCACAAGGGCACCAGCUGCAAUACCAGAGUUUUUAAGUGCAUCAAAUGCACCGCCCACUUUAGAUCCCUCAGGACCCUAUACAGACAUAACAGGGUGCACAAAGAGAAAACCACACACAAAUGCCCUGAAUGUGGACGGCUGUUCACAAGUCUGUCACGAUUAGUCAGUCACCGGCGAGCUCACCGAACUCCCAGUGUUAAAAGGAACUAUACCUGUAAACAAUGCAACGAGACUUUCGGGUCGUACCGAGCCAGUUUAAUCCACCAGAAGACUCAUAAAGUUAAAGACGUCCACCAAUCUAAACCGGAACGGCAGCCAGGAAAGUGUCGUUUUUGUGAUUUGACAUUUAGCGUCGACAGCGAAUUAAGAAGCCACCUGAAGACGCACGCAGAGUUCAGGCCAUAUAUAUGCGACCAGUGUGGGAAGUGCUUUUCGGCAAACAGCAGCCUGCUCGCCCACCUCUCAAACCACACGGGCGAGAAACCUCUCCUUUGUUCGCAAUGCGGAAAGCGGUUUUACAGCAAAAUCCAAUUAAAAUCCCACAUGAGAUGUCAUUCUGGUGAGCGGCCGCAUGUUUGUCCGUACUGCGAGAAGCAGUUUUCACUAUCUGGGAAUUUGAAAAUCCACAUCAGAAUUCACACUGGGGAGAAGCCAUACGUUUGUCAUCAGUGCGGAAAGGGUUUUGUCUCUGCCGGAUGCCUGCAGGUGCAUCUGCGUUCUCAUACGGGAGAGAAGCCGUAUCAGUGUAAAAUCUGUGGCAAGAAAUUUGUGGUUUCGAGUCACCUGACAGCUCACAUGUGCUUUCACACCGGAGAGCGUCCACACUGCUGCUUACAGUGUGGGAAACGAUUCAUCCGGCGCUAUGACUUGAGCAAGCACAUGUACACUCAUAUUGGGAAGAGGCCGUUCCCAUGUCCUCUGUGCCCAAAGGCUUACACGUGCCGUACACACUUGAACAGGCACAUGAAGAGCCACAGUGUUUGACUUAAAUCAUUUUGUCAUCCUGAGUGCCUUGUGUGGGGUGAAAACAACUAUGAUCUUUAAAGUAAUGGUUCAAUCAAAAAUUUAAAUCCUGUCAUUAUUUACUCACCCUCAUGACUAAUGUCCAUGUCCAAACCUGUUUACACUAUACAUUUAAAAAAAAAAGAAUCAUUCCACAGCUCUUUUCCAAUUGACAGAUCAUAAUUGACCACAUCUUUCAAGCUCUAAAAAUGACAAAACGUCUGGAGAGUAUCAUUAUAAUCCAUACAGUUUAUGCAUUAUAUUCCAAGUCUUAAAACAGAUGAUUACUUUCUGUGAGUAACAAAUUGAAAUUCAGGUUGUUUAUUCAAUGAUAAUAUUCCCCUUCUGAACUGUUCAGUCAUUGACUUGAGAACUAGAUCAGUCUGAUUUGUAAACCAAAUCAUAUGGUUUAUUAAAAAUAAUUGUCUUUAAAAAAAAAGAAAAGAAAACCGCUUACUGAAGGUGAUGUCACCCUUAUGUUGUUCCAAACCUGUUUCUUUCAUUGGGGCCCAUCAACUGUUUGGUUACUGACAUUCUUCAAAAUAUCUUCUUUUGUGUUCAGCAGAAAAAGAAAAUCAUACAGUUUUGGAACAACAUGAGGGUGUGUAAAUGAUGAAAUUUCCAUUUUGGGUGCACUGUCCCUUUAAGUUCCAGUCUGUUUUCCACACAAAACUAAGACUUAAGAAGACUAGCAGACAUAAGAGUGAGUAAAUAAGUUGGGGUGAACUGUCCCUUUAAUUAAAACUUUACAACUCUGUUUCCUUCUAAUCUGAGGCUCUGCAGUUGUUUAAGUCAUUUGAAGAACAGCUUCAACAUUUUCUUGCAUUACUAAUGUGUAAAACAGUUUCGUGCCAUGGAUAUUUUCUGUAGAAAUAUAGGUUUGGAGCCCACUGUUAGUUUUCUUUUAGAUUUAGUUUUUUCUAAGAUCAUUUAAGCUAGCAUCAUCCUCAGUAUGCAACUAUUAAUGUAAUGUGCUGAAUAUUAUAGCCUCAUACUAAACUAAAUAAAUAUGUCGACAACUUAAAGUGGGAAUUAAAAAUCUCAUAA